Molecule: messenger RNA, 2487 nt
Organism: Pseudozyma flocculosa PF-1
Lineage: Eukaryota; Fungi; Basidiomycota; Ustilaginomycetes; Ustilaginales; Ustilaginaceae
Exons: 1
Coding region: 1-2487 (828 amino acids)
Source: RefSeq, a predicted model, not a curated record
AUGGUAUCUCCAGAGUCUACGGUUCCGACUGCGGUCCCAGUGGCGGCCAAAAUUGAGCCCAGUGUCCGCAGGGCCAAGCCCCUCGAGCUCUCCACGUCUCCCCACUCGAACCUCUCGGAGCCAGAGGCGGACAACGAGCAGCUCGACGAGGUCUUCAGCAACCCCGACACCGCCGACCUCGGCUACCGCAGCGACGGCACCGGCGCCACCAGCCCGGGACCCAACAGCCCCGGUCCGAGCAGCCCGCUCUCACGGUCCGUGCUGACCUCGGCCCUCGCUUCAAAGUCGGCGCAGAUGGCAGACGACGCACCCAGCACCUCGCCACCGGCGCUGCGUCUCCAUGCGCUGCCUGCCUUCUCAAAGCCUGCCGGCGCCAACGGUAGCGACGCCGCUGCUGCGCACGAGAGCCAGCCUUCGCUGGUCGGCAGCCAAGCACAAUCCCCCCAGACCCCCACGUCGGUGGUCGGCGGUGUCCGGCGGGACGCAGCCGCUACUUCGGCUCGGCGGCACUCUGCUAACGUCGCAUCGCUGCCCGGUCCGGGUGCCUUGCCCGCGGCCAACGACCUGCCGGCCGAUCCGGUGGAUGCGAGCACGGUAUCGCGGCUCUUUGCGCAUCCACCCGCCGCAUCACCGAUUCUCUCGCCGGCCUCGGUCGCCUCGCCUCCUCGCACACCCGGCUUCAGCCCACGACCGGGUGCAGCAGGACAGCCGCUCGGCUCGCCGACCACGGAGCGGAGCAGCCUCUUCUUCCGGCCCUCGCGCAGCGCAACGCGACCGUCCUCUCCCGACGCGCGAAGCCGCGGCGAUGCCAGCGCGCCCCUCUCUCCGCUCCCCUCCAUGUCAGCUGCACGCGCAGCGGAUCGGCCUACGAGCUCCUCCUCGACCGUCAGCGGCCUGGGCGCGCUGUCCAGCCCGUCUGCCGCGGCUGCAACCGGCUCCAUGCCGCUGUCGGCCAGCGCUAGCGCGAGCUCACAGAGCAUCUUCGAACGAGACAUUGAGCACAGGGACGCCAGCCAUAUCAUGAGCAAGCAGGAGGCCAUCGACGUGGCCAUCCCCAGCGUCCUGGACGACGCCGUCGAGGCCAUCAUCGAGGACGGGACCGAGCAGAUCGAGGUGGUGGCCCCGCAGACGCCAGCGCCUCCCCUCCCGCUCAGCUCGGUCGCACUCUCAGUGCACAGCAACGCAAACUCGCCCGCGAUGUCGUCCGCCAUUCCGUCGCCGCCCGUUGCAGCCAGCGGCCAAUUCGAGGCCCCUCCCGGCUCUAUGGCCGCCCAGAUCGCCGAGCGCCUCGCGCCGCGCCAGUCGGCAGCCUCUGCAUCAGACGAGGUCAGGCAGUCGGGCUCGGCGAUGCGCAGCCGCGGCGGCGUUCAUAGCCCUGGCUCGGAUAUGGGAAGCGUGACAUCGCUGCGCUCCCGUUCGCCGCAGGCAUCGGCGAGCAGGGGCGUGCGAGAGGUCCUCGACACGAGUCCUGCGAGGUCUUCCCGCGCCUCGGCUUCACCGACGCCCGGCCCCCACGCCUCCCUUGCGGCCGCAGUUUCGCAGGCGAGCCGAGCGGCAUCGGCGACCGCCUCAGCGCCGAUCGGAGGCCCGUCUCUCUCGCAGCAGCAGCAGCAGCAGCAGCUACCGGCAGCAUCGUCGGCAUUUGUCACCCCCACGGCCACGGCGUUCCCUUCGCUCCCGCUGCCGAACCCAUACCGCUCCAGCUCGCCCAACCUGGCGGCGCUCAGCGUGCCAAUGAUGACGGCGUCGAUGUCCGACGUCGGACGGCCUGCCGCGUCGAGCCUGAGCAUCGAUGGCGCGAUCAUCAGCGGUGCCGAGGCAGCCUCGCUCGACCACAGCCUCGACAGCCUGGCCGACGUCAUCGCUGCCAGCGAUGCCGAAGAGGCAGCGAGCCCGUACGUGCCGCGGUCGCCGGCCUUUUACAACUAUGCCUCGGGCGCGAGCAGCCCGACGAUGGAGAAGCACAAGAUCCGGAAGGGCAAGGGCAGCGGCGACGGUCGGAUCAACCCUCCGGGCGGACUGGGCACCAUGCCCGGCGGGCUUGGCGUGUUCGACGGCGGCGAGAACGGCUCGCUGAUGGCGCUGUCCUCUGGCGCUCCGUCGCCGUCGCAGGAGGCCAAGCGGAGGCUCUCGUUCUUCUCGUACGCCGACAUCAUUAACCGCAACGCGGGCGAGGUGAUGGACUUUGAAGGCGUCGUACGCCAGGCCGCCGAGCGAGACGACCUGCAGCACGGUUACCCCGGUGGCCACUCGAAGCAGGCGUCAAGCGCCAGCCAGAUCGCCGGCGCCGGCGGCACUCAAAUGUCGCGCUCCGCUAGCACCAGCGCUGCCGAUCAGCGCCGGACGGCGGGAGGCGCGAGGCUGAGCAGCAUCUCUGGCAUCAACACGCCGCUGCGUGGUCGCAGAGACGUGCUCGAGAACCAGGCCCUGAGCAACCGGCUCGAGAGCCUCACCCUGGCGAACAACCCGGCACAGCCGCAGCAGUAG